Messenger RNA from Dipodomys ordii (Ord's kangaroo rat), 3497 nucleotides. It is a transcript of the gene Lpl, whose product is annotated as lipoprotein lipase. Gene Ontology annotation, molecular function: lipoprotein lipase activity; apolipoprotein binding. Lineage: Eukaryota; Metazoa; Chordata; Mammalia; Rodentia; Heteromyidae. Bases 200 to 1624 code for a protein of 474 amino acids. The record is from RefSeq and is a predicted model, not a curated record. Gene Ontology annotation, biological process: lipid metabolic process. The transcript has 11 exons.
GUUAAAGCACAGAACACAUCAAACCAGGAGAGAGGAUCCGCGCUGGCCAAACAGAUCAAAACUUCCUGUCCUUGGAAGAUUUGUUCUUGGAAGACCUGCCUGCUGCCCGGCCGCGCUCAGCUCAGCCCUCGCCGUCCGCCCGCAGCUCGGUCCGCGCGCUUCCGCGCUGUGCAGCUCCAGCCCGAGGACGCGCCGGGAGAUGGGGAGCAGAGCGUUGUUCCUGGGGAUCCUGAGCGUGUGUCUUCAGAGUCUGAUCGCCCCCCGCGGAGGGGUGGCCGCCGCCGCCGGAGGAAUAGAUUUUGCGGACAUUGAAAGUAAAUUUGCUCUGAGGACCCCUGAGGAUACAGCUGAAGACACCUGCCAUCUCAUUCCUGGAGUGACAGAAUCUGUGGCUAACUGCCACUUCAACCACAGCAGCAAGACCUUCGUGGUGAUUCAUGGCUGGACGGUGACUGGAAUGUACGAGAGCUGGGUGCCAAAGCUUGUGGCCGCCCUGUACAAGCGUGAACCGGACUCUAAUGUCAUCGUGGUGGAUUGGCUUCUGCGGGCCCAGCAACAUUACCCAGUGUCUGCAGGCUACACCAAGCUGGUGGGCAGCGAUGUGGCCAGGUUUAUCAACUGGAUGGAGGAUGAAUUUAACUACCCUGUAGACAAUGUUCAUCUCUUGGGCUACAGCCUUGGAGCCCAUGCUGCUGGUAUUGCAGGAAGUCUAACCAAUAAGAAGGUCAACAGAAUUACUGGUCUGGAUCCAGCAGGCCCUAACUUUGAGUACGCCGAAGCUCCCAGUCGUCUUUCUCCAGAUGAUGCGGAUUUUGUAGAUGUCCUGCACACAUUCACCAGAGGGUCACCUGGACGAAGUAUAGGGAUCCAGAAACCAGUAGGUCAUGUUGAUAUUUAUCCUAAUGGAGGCACUUUCCAGCCAGGAUGUAACAUUGGGGAAGCCAUCCGCGUGAUUACAGAGAGAGGCCUUGGAGAUGUGGACCAGCUGGUGAAAUGCUCCCAUGAGCGCUCCAUUCAUCUUUUCAUUGACUCCCUGCUGAAUGAAGAAAACCCAAGUAAGGCUUACAGAUGUAAUUCCAAGGAAGCCUUUGAGAAAGGGCUCUGCCUGAGUUGCAGGAAGAACCGUUGCAACAAUGUGGGCUAUGAGAUCAACAAAGUCAGAGCCAAAAGAAGCAGCAAGAUGUACAUGAAGACUCGUUCUCAGAUGCCCUACAAAGUCUUCCAUUACCAAGUAAAGAUUCACUUUUCUGGGACAGAAAGUGACACGCAGAUCAACCAGCCCUUCGAGAUCUCUCUUUAUGGCACUGUGGCAGAGAGCGAGAACAUUCCUUUCACUCUGCCAGAGGUCUCCACAAAUAAGACGUAUUCCUUCCUGAUUUACACGGAGGUGGACAUCGGAGAGCUGCUAAUGAUGAAGCUGAAGUGGAAGAGCGAUUCUUACUUCAGUUGGUCUGACUGGUGGAGCAGCCCUGGCUUUGCCAUUGAGAAGAUCAGAGUAAAAGCAGGAGAGACACAGAAAAAGGUGAUCUUCUGUUCCAGAGAGAAGGUGUCUCAGUUGCAGAAAGGAAAGGGCUCUGCAGUGUUUGUGAAAUGCCAUGACAAGUCUCUAAAGAAGUCUGGCUGAUACUGGGUAAAUGUUCAGAAAGAAGAACCAUUCAAGAGUUCUGUAAAGAAUGGAGUCAACCAAGUCAAUUUAACAAAAGAUGCCCUGUGCUUUGAGUAUUUAAAAGUAGAUUCUCCUGAGUAUUACUCAAAGCUCCAUCCCAACUCAUUAAAUUAGGAGACAGUCUCAAAUGCUAAAAAGCGGCUAAUUGAAGAUGAGGAGCCUAGUGGCCAAACAGCAUAAUCUCCAGCAUCACAGACAGCAGAUCUGAGACGCACUACAUUUGUUUUUUGUUUUGUCCUUUGAGAAAGAAAAGAUUGCUGGUGCCCAUAGUAAAAUAAGGUUCUUUCAGGUGGUAUGUUUGGACAUUGUCUAGAAUUAAUUAGAAUCUCACAGUGUAAUUAGAAUUUGAGAGUUUGUGGGAGAUGGGGGGUUAAAAGCCUUCUGAAAUAUUGCUCCAAGUUUGAAUAUUGGAAAUUGUUUUCUGUGGUGUGAGUCAGGUGCGUUUAUUUAUCAGGCAAAACACCUGAUCUUUCUGAAUAGUUCUCUCAACAUUGAGAUAUGGUUCGGCAGUUAACUGGGGACAUGUGCCUUGGAGAUUGGGUGAGAACACAGAGCUGAUCAAGUUCCACUGUUGGCUUAUGCUAUGGUCAUGUUACAAGGGGGAAGCAGUACAAAACUGAGAUCAAGUGCUUCUUCAUAGACUUGAUAUUUUAGUCUUUAAUCUCUCUCCCUCAUUUCCCCCCUCCUUUGUCUUACUAUUAUAUUUGAACUGUUCACAAGGUAGAUGUUGAAAGGGAGCCUGUAACUCUCAGCUGGCACCUAGUUUGAAUGGUGCAGAGAAGAAAAGAAUACCCUAACUUCAUUAUCAAAUUUCUUUCAUUGUUUUCAUCUAUUUGGAAUGAUCGCUCUUCAGUUUUAGCUUGGUCACAUCUCAGUAAUAGUUAGAGAAUGUGUUCAAGUUCAAAUUUUGCAUUGUGUGCUACAAAUUUAAAUGAGAACCACUUUGCUAGGUCAAAAAGUAGGCUCAUUAUUGUACACUAACACAUAAGCAGUCUUAUAAACCACUGUAGCCACAGGAAGUGCCAGGAGGGUUGUCAUUUUUUAACAACUAAUCAAGAGUGAAUGAGCACUUAUUUAUAAACUAGAGCUCAUAUUUUCAAAAUGCUUUUUUCCUAUAUAUUAAUAUAAAAUAAUCAAGAAACCAAGUUAUCUCAGAAGUUAGAGCUGGGAGCCCAAACUAUGAAUGUGUGCAGGAGUCUGGACAUUUACUUACCACAUGUAUGCUUGUCAAUCAUUAUUUGGAAGGUAAACAAUCAAGAUGGGAAUUGGCACAUAUCAGAGUAGCAGUAGCUCCCGACACACUGGAAUGUCAACUCUUCGAUGGAGAAAGAUGACUGUGUCUGUAUAAUAUUGGACAAAUGUUGUCAUUGACUCUAUCAGUCUUGGAAUGCAUUCUAACAAUAAAAUGAUGUAUGAUAAUGUCACUCGCAUCCCCUUUAUUGCUAAUUCAUUGAUUUUGUGGAUUCAGGUUUUAAUUCAGGGUGCAUCAACUUAAAAGAUUUAACAAAACCGUGCCUGGCACUGGGAUCUCUGACUUCUAAAGACUCUGCUAUACAUAUCAAUGAUGCUUUGGCUUUAAUAUUUAUUAGCUGUAAAUAUAUGUGUGGGUGGGUGUGUAAGAGAGCUUGUAUAUCUUGGAAAGGUUGUUUUUGGUUACCUGCAUUUAUAGUUGUGUGGUGCUUUGUACAUAUUUUCUUUUUAGUGUCGGUCUCCCUGACAACUUAUUCUUAAAUAAUAUGAUGAAAUUGGCUUAAAAAUGAAAGAAACUGACUUAACUAUGUGAAGAAAUGGAAUCUACUUUUAAUAAAAUUGACAAAAGUUUAUUACAAUA